Molecule: messenger RNA, 2622 nt
Organism: Nylanderia fulva
Lineage: Eukaryota; Metazoa; Arthropoda; Insecta; Hymenoptera; Formicidae
Source: RefSeq, a predicted model, not a curated record
AUGCCGGUUCUGCGCGAUCGAGUUUCGCUAAAUUUGACGCCGUGCGAAAAAUUGAAUCCUGUUUUUCCGGUCACUGCGUAUGUAUUCCCGCGAAUAACUUCGUACGCCACGUCGCGAAUUCGGCCUAUAGAAUCAUGGCCUCAUUUACAGGGCCUUUCACUAGCAUAUCCGGAUCCAUCUAGUCGACAUCAGAUUCACAUGCUGAUCGGCGCGGACGUGUACGGUUCGCUCUUAUUGCGCGACCUGAGACAGGGCCCCUAUGGAGCGCCCACUGCCCAAUCGACCUCGUUCGGUUGGAUAAUCUCUGGACCGACCGGAAGUAAAGAAACUACUUCACAAGAAGUAACUGUUUUGAAUUGCGUAUCCGCGCUGGAUGUGGACUCUCUCCUCCAGAAAUUCUGGGAGGACAAAGAGAUUCCCACGCCAACUUCCCUCACGGAGGAGGAAGAAAAAUGCGAAUCUCAUUUCGCUCAAACGCACAGUCGUGAUCCUGACGGUCGUUAUGUCGUGAGAUUACUUUUCAAAAAUGCUUUGCCGAUCGAUAUCGGGGAAUCUCUCUCCAUAGCGCGUACAUUGUACGGUCGUCUGGAAAAUAAAUUGAAUUCAAAAUCCGAUCUCUGUUCGCUAUACAGAGACUUUCUUACAGAAUACGAGGCCCUUGGACAUAUGACUCGCGUUGGCGAGUCCGAACCCACUGAGAAUAUACCGAUUUAUAUUCCCCAUCAUCCAGUAAUAAGAGAGGAUAGUUGCACCACAAAGCUUCGAGUCGUAUUUAACGCGUCGUGUAAAACCCGGAAUGGCACGUCACUUAACGACCAUUUGCUCAUCGGGCCAAAGUUGCAGCAGGAUCUCCCUGCCGUCUUAUUGCUGACGUAUGGUUUAGCAUCGGCACCUUAUCUUUCGAUGCGCGUGCUUCGACAGCUCGCGCUUGAUGAAGGUGCAAAGUUUCCUGCCGCGGUACCGAUCGUCAAUGAUUCCAUUUACGUGGACGACGCAUUGUUCGGAGCAAACGAUAUCGAUUCGUUAAUAAAUACGCGAACUCAGCUCGCUGAGCUAAUGAGGCGCGGAGGUUUUUCACUUCGUAAAUGGGCUUCAAACUGUAGCGAGCUUCUUGACGAUUUAUCCAGCGAUCAAUCGGACGUUACCGAUCACCUUAUCCUAAAGGACGAAACGUUGAAAAUACUCGGAUUAUCAUGGCUCCCUACGGAAGACUCCUUCCGCCUUACUGUGAAAUUUAAUUUUCCUACCGCGUUAACUAAGCGUUCAAUCCUGUCGUGCAUCGCGAGCUUGUAUGACCCCCUCGGAUGGGCUGCGCCGGUUGUAAUAAACGCAAAAAUCAUUCUGCAAGAGCUAUGGCUUUUACAUUGCGACUGGGAUGCUCCGCUUCCGAACGAAUUGAGUCAACGGUGGAAUGCUUUCGCUUCCGAGUUCCCGCAAUUAGAAUCCGUUAGAAUUCCUCGGUGGACGGGUCAGAGCCCUGAUAAUCUCGCGUUAGAAAUACAUGGAUUCGCCGACGCUUCAAAUCGCGCGUACGCUGCGGUCGUAUACUUGCGCGUUUUCCAUUCUCUUUCGGAAUACCGUGUUAGCUUGAUCGUUGCGAAGUCGAAGGUGGCUCCCGUCAAGACUGUUAGCAUUCCGCGGCUCGAGCUCAACGCCGUUGUUUUAUUGAGUCGACUCGUUAAGUGGGUAAUUAAGUCAUUAAAUAUUAUUCAUUGUCCGAUCCAUUGUUGGACGGACUCCACGAUCGCGUUGGCAUGGUUACGCCAACAUCCAUCGAAAUGGACUACGUACGUAGCAAACAGAGUAUCCGAGGUGCAGUGUAAUCUACCCUCGGCCAAAUGGAAUCACGUACCGUCCAAAGACAAUCCGGCCGACUGUGCAUCCAGAGGGUUGUACGCAUCCAAGUUAGUCUCACAUCCGUUAUGGUGGGCGGGCCCGCCUUGGCUUCAAUGGCCUUCAACAGCGUGGCCGCCACAUAACAUUGCUUCUCCGAUCUCCACGGAGUUAACUAAGCAAAUACACUCGGAAAGUCGAAAGUCCACUGUCCUUCACGUGGAAGGUACACCGGAAUGGGAUCUCCCUUAUAGAUACUCCUCCUGGACUAAGCUCAUUCGAGUGACAGCCUACGCUUACAGAUUUAUAUCCCGCUCCGCUAAACAAAGGAAUUUUGAAGCUAAUGUUGCGUUGUCUCUUAACGCGGACGAACUUAAACGCGCGGAAAUGUUUUGGGUCUCAUAUACGCAGAGGAAGUCCGUCAGCCAUGGUGCUAUCACCAACGCCUUGGCUGGCCUGGGCGUGCCUCACGGCCUAAUAGACUAUAUUGCGCAUAGUUAUGCGCGCAGCGGCACGAUAUUUGAAGUGCGCGGUGACAGGUCAGAGCUCUCUGGUAUUGGCAGAAGCGUCAGGCAGGGGGAUCCUUUAUCACCAGUGCUGUUUUGCCUGGUGGUAGAUGUGAUCAUGAGAUCCAUACCUGCCGACGUCGGUUACCAAAUGGGAGAACAUCGCAUAAACAGCCUAGCCUAUGCUGACGAUGUUCUCUUCUUUGCUGCCACCAAGUGGGGUCUCCAGACCAGCAUCAGGGUGGUGGAGGACACAGCGAGGGAGACGGGGCUUCUUUUUUAA